Lodderomyces parapsilosis is the source of this 2643-nucleotide messenger RNA. It is a transcript of the gene UGA3, whose product is annotated as Uga3p. Lineage: Eukaryota; Fungi; Ascomycota; Pichiomycetes; Serinales; Debaryomycetaceae. The record is from RefSeq and is a predicted model, not a curated record. Gene Ontology annotation, cellular component: nucleus. The transcript has a single exon. Gene Ontology annotation, molecular function: zinc ion binding; transcription cis-regulatory region binding; DNA-binding transcription factor activity, RNA polymerase II-specific. The coding region runs from base 1 to 2643 and encodes 880 amino acids. Gene Ontology annotation, biological process: positive regulation of transcription by RNA polymerase II.
AUGCUAGUCACUUUUAACUCAAGAACUACAUCUAGCAAGUUGAAUCAGAAUAAUGAACGUGGUGACGACACGAUGACUUCGGAAGCGGAAUCCGCAAAUGAAAAGAUGACACCAAAAUCAGCUAAGCUGAGUGAUGAUGCAAGUGUGACAACUGAAAAGCAAGACAAAAAUACAAAAUUACAAGCACUACAACAUCAAAAUAGUUUCCAAGUUUCAUUGCCACGUAAGAACAAUACACUGAAUAGAAAUGGUGGAGGAGGUUCAUCUGAUUCCUCCGGAACCAACCACUCAUCAAAUUCACUUUUGAUCAACAGUCCAAGAGAUUUUCACAAGUUCAAGGAGAAUGGGAGAUCACGUCUGGGAUGUUUAACUUGCAAAAUACGAAAGAAAAAGUGCGAUGAAGUUAGACCAGUUUGUUCUGAUUGUAAACGAUUACACAAGAAAUGCCAUUAUGUUGAUCAAUCUACCAUGACUACGGAGGAGAUUCGCAAUUUAAAAAGAAAAGUGGAACUUGAAGAGAGUAACCAUAAACUAAGACGAAGGAAAAAGACCAAGUCAAAGGCGCCUGAUGAAGAUAAGGAGGUAGUGGAGAAUGAGAAUAACUUGAAACCGCAACUACCGCUGUCAAAGCAGACGCAAUUUGAAUCAGUAAAUGUCUUGAGCCUGACUGAACUGAAUUUGCUAAGGGGCGAGCCAGGUGCUAGCCGUACAGAGCAAAACUCUUCCACCAACGCCAAUGACCACUCCAUACAUUCUCCUACUAAUCACGACAUUCUUUCAUUUAGUCCAUCCGAUAGAAACAUAUCGGCCAACUUGUCAAAUUUGCGGAGUACAACUGGCAAUGAUACAGUCCCAAUUACCGACUCACAAGCUAACUUGGAGACCGAAUUCAACCUACAUCCAAUCACACCCAAUUCAAUCCUACCCCACCAAACUGAUCCAUUUGAAGAUGUCCUUGGAUCAUUUAAGUACCCGCAUCCUGCCGACAAUUCAACUAUUGAAUCUCCUUCGGCGUUUUUGAAUCUACUUCGAGAAAUGAACAACAACACUACUACAUCCACCGAUAAUAAAAUUGAAGAGCUCGACGACUCCAAAUUUGACGAGUUCAAACAUCUUGCAGCUACGUCCCCUGAUGUUGCCCCUGAUAUUUAUGCCAUGAUUGAAUCUUUCGAUCACGCGCGAAAUCAUGACCAUAUGGAUAAGUCAUUGGUCACUUCUAGUCCUUCGUUCCCGGACUUGGUAUCCACUUUGAGUGCUCAUUUUAAUCCAUCGCCCAACCCACAACCUAGUUUAUUAUCGGUUCCAGAACUUGCUGACCCAUCAAUAUCGUACCUUUACAAUUAUUACGUUGAAGUUAUCUCCAAAAAAGUGUCAGUGGCACCAACAUCUCAAAAUGAGUCCAAUUCUUAUCAAAAUAUCUUUUUGCCAUUGGCCCAAAAAGAUAAAGGAGUGUUGUAUAGUAUCUUAGCCUGGGCUGGAUUCCAGUUAGGCGGCAAAUGGGAAGUCGAAGCUACUAAUUAUGUCGCCAAAGCUAUGCAUCAUUUUCACAACAACAAAAUUAACAGUAAGACCAUGCAAUUGGCAUCUGAAGGCUUACAAGGUGACCGAAACUCGAUAAUUAAUAAAUUGGCAAUCUUGAUGAUUCUUGUUGGAGCACACAUUUGCAAAGGUGAUGUGAAAAAUUGGAGUGUUUACCUACAAUGGGGAUGGAAACUUCUUUCCACCAAUGGUGGUAUUUUGAGGUUCAACCAGUCCAAAGAGGAAAACUGGUUGAUUUCCAAUUUUGCGUAUCAUGAUGUAUUGGCUAGUUCAACGAGUGAACGAGGGACUUAUUUCACUUCACGUGAAUACAACAAAAUUUUUGAAGAUCAUGAUGUUUUUUUCCUUCACGGACAGUUGAACCCGUUAUUGGGAAUUUCGAAAAAGUUGUUCACUAUUAUUGGUGAGAUUUCAACUUUACUCUAUGAGGGAAGGAAGCUAUUACAUGAAUAUUAUUCACGUGGGGUUGAUAACCAUUUUGAACAAAGUAGGGGUUUUUUGAAUGAGUAUUUCCAUGACAUUGAUGGUGAUUCUAAGCCAAAUGGUGAAGUUGUGGUUGAUGAUGAAGAGGAUGAAGAAUAUUCUGAUGUAAGUGACCAUACUAAGGCUAAUCAAUUGUUAUCGAUUAUGAUCACAAAGGCUAAAGAUCUUGAACGACAAAUUGAUGAAUCAAAACCAGACAAACGAGAUAUUUGUAACUUGACUGAUUCUGAUCUCGAGUUACAAUUGACAUUAUUUGAAGCAUUUCAACUCAGUGCCAAGUUGUUUUUACGUGAAUCAAUUCUUCGAUGUAAUCCUUCACAUUUGGAAUCACAAAUGAUUAAUAACGAUUUGAUUAAAUGCUUGGAUAUUUUGAUUGGAACACCAGUACAAGCAUCCCUUGUAUUUCCAUUCUUCAUUUCAGGGAUCCAUUGUGUUUCCAAGCAUGAUCAAGAGGUGAUGUUGCAACGUGUUAAUUCAUUUAUUGACCAAUAUGGAAUGUUUAAUGCUAAUAGAGCUAGAGAAGUCAUGCAAAAGAUUUGGAAGGAAAACAGUAAUGGUGACAAAGUCACUAAUUGGCAUAGUAUGUUGAAUGAUUUGGGAUGGGAUUUAAAUUUCGCUUAG